This is a messenger RNA of Lactuca sativa (garden lettuce), 582 nucleotides long. The record is from RefSeq and is a predicted model, not a curated record. Lineage: Eukaryota; Viridiplantae; Streptophyta; Magnoliopsida; Asterales; Asteraceae.
AUGCAUGGCACAACCAACUUGGUUACAUACUUCAUGUCACCAAAUAAGAGUAAUAGUGUUGUCAUUGAACAACUAAAUGAAGAAGAUGAAGUUGCAAUUGAACCAAAACAAAGAAAACAAAAAAUAGUUCAUGAUCCCCAACAUGAAACUUGUAGUUCAUCAUUACCACUUGUGGUUUAUGGAGGGGAUAAUCAAGACAAGGAAGCACCAUCAAGUGAAACAAGGAAUAAUCAAGACAAGGAAGCACCAUCAAGUGAAACAAGGGAUAAUCAAGACAAGGAAUCACCAUCAAUCGAGACAAGGGAUAAUCAAGACAAGGAAGUACAAGAAGAACAUGAGCUUAAUGCAGCAACUGUGUAUGUACCAAUGGAUGUAUCUGAAAUGUUGAAUGUAGACUUUGAUCCAUUUGAAGGGUUGCAUGAUAGUGAAAACAACAAAACAGACCGCACAACAAUCCACCUUGGUAGUGAAUAUCAAGACUUUGAUCAAGAUAACUGGGUUUCAUUUGAUGGUCAAUCAGAUGAGUUAAAUUCAGAAGAGGGUGAAGAUGAUUACAGUGAUGAUGAUAGUGCUUCUAAAUAA